This is a messenger RNA of Drosophila eugracilis, 2694 nucleotides long. Its product is annotated as protein GSKIP homolog. Gene Ontology annotation, molecular function: kinase regulator activity; protein kinase A binding. The coding region runs from base 2218 to 2568 and encodes 116 amino acids. The record is from RefSeq and is a predicted model, not a curated record. Gene Ontology annotation, cellular component: cytoplasm. The transcript has 2 exons. Gene Ontology annotation, biological process: regulation of canonical Wnt signaling pathway. Lineage: Eukaryota; Metazoa; Arthropoda; Insecta; Diptera; Drosophilidae.
UCUUGGAUGCUGUCUAUAAAUUGGGAACGCGCAUAUCCAGAGCAGAAAUUGCGACUAUUUUGGAUUUAUAAAAAGGUAUGCAACUUUGUCUUUUGUCUUUAAUUGGUUAAAUGAGAAAACUCAGGAAAUAGGUGGAAAAACAUUUCAAUUGUUAGCGUUGGCGGCACACACCCACUCAAAGCCUUUCACACCUCUUGAAAACGUAGCCAGCUAAAAAUUGUGUAGGUAAAAGGCGAAAAAUGAAAAGAAAAAACUCUUCCAUUUCAGCGCGAAAAAAGAAAGCCAUGAAAAUGUGCAAAAAAAAAGUGCAACUGUCAACGGGACACAAAAAACUUUGUUGUUUACAAUUUGCUUGUUGUUGUUGUUGUUGUUGCUUGCAACACUGUGCUGCGCGCGCCUGGAAAAUAUUGAAUUCAAUUUAAAGCGCAAGAGAGGCGUUCAUAAAUCUCCGACAAUUGUAUGAGCCAAAGAGGAGCGGCGAUGGCGGGUAAAAAGGCCCCGCCGCCGGGCAGGGAAUCGGUGAAAGAGUUAAGAGUCGGAUUAUGGUCAUGCACCACCCUGCUGUUGCUGCCUGCCGGUCUACCCUUCCCUUACCCCUUCCCUUUUACCAUCUCACAUCCACUUAUUGUCCACAGUCGCCUUCUCAUCCGCUCACUCAUUUAUUCCUUUUGAUUGCAGUCGUGCGAGGGAGAUGAGGGCAGAGGGGAGAUCGUAAACUGUCAGCGCAAUUAAAAUAAAUUGAAACUGAACUUUCGCACACACAGUGAAAAAAUUGUAUAUUAAAUGAGAUAUAUAAAUAAAUUCUUUAUUAAGAAUAUUUCCUAAAAAAGUUGCUUAGUUCUUUUAGUAAAAUUAUAAAAGUACUUCCCAAACUUAUGGUACUUCUACAACCUAUAGUACUUCUAAAACUUAAAGUAACUAUAAAACUGUAACUCAAUAUAAUAUCCUUUCAAAUCGCUCUCAAACCUAUCUAAAUCCAUUUCCCAUUUAAUAAUCAGUUUUUUUUCUACAAACUAAACAAACUAAAAUAAAUAAUUUAUUUUCCUCUAUGUGAAAAUGAAAUUUAACACAAAUUUUCCCGCCCAGCUGUCGCAUAAUUCAUCAACUAUUUAGCCGGCAACAGAAGGAAAAUUGAAGAAAAAUUUGCGUGUGUGUGUGUGUCGCAAAAAACUUUUUCAUUUUUAGCAUCUUGAUUGUUUGUGCGAGAGAGGGAGUGCUGAGGAGAGUAGGGGAAGGAGCAGUUGGAAGAGAUUGAAGCUGAGUGUAGGAACUUUUUAGCCUGGUAGCCGGGUAGCCAGAAAACGGUUUUGCCUGCCAUGGCCAUGGGCAACUAAAUGAACGUUCCACACAGUCUUUGGUCUUCAGUUUUCAGUUUUGCAGUCCGCUGUCUUUUAGUCUGAAGUCCGUCCGUCCCUUACGGUCCAUUCCGUCCGCGCGGAUAUAACCCAACUCUCACCCCUUGCCACUGUGCCUGCCCUUCUCUUUCUGUUCGCUUACCUUCCUUCUCAGCUCGUAUCUCAAAUUGUUCAACUUCAUCAGCAGAAAAAAAAAGUAAGGGAAAAAGAUGCUGCUGCCGUGGAUUGUGGAUAUGCACUGAGAGAAAUUUUCUAGUCUUUAUAGCCAACUUAAAACUGUAUAAAAAAAACUUUUAAACUAAAAUCUCUGAAGUUGAUAUCACUUUUAAAACGAACUUUUUGCCUUGAGAUAUAUCCUUUUUUCCUGUGUACCAAAUCACACCAAGUCAGGCCAUACCCCUCCUUAUCCCCUUACAUAUAUCCUCUCCUGGCCCCGUCUCCUUACUCCUCAUUCGAUUGUCAUGAGUCUGGAGUUGGAGGAGACUCUUUGCCUUUGUCCUUUUUGUUUUCCAACGGCGGCAGGCAACAUCAGGAGACUAAGACCCCGAGGACCCAGAGGCACUUGAGCUUGGUUUCUGAGUUGAGGAAGUCAAGGGAGAAUAUAAGUGGAUGGAUCGGGCAAGGAGGUGAAGAAGGGUGGAAGUAGAGGAGCCGCAUGAGGAGUUAAGCGGAUGCAAAAUACUGAAAAAAUUUCUUGAAAAUGAGAAGGGUGCAUCGGGGAUUCGAUAUUCUUAAUGCUCCUCAGCUUAAUAGGUUGUACAAAAUAUACAAACUGAUUUCGUUUUGGGUUAGUUUGAAGUUAAGAAAUCGUAAACCUUAGCUUGUUAAGUCAAAAUUUCCCAUAUAGAAGAAGCCUACCGAAAUGGCUCUCGUCCAGAGGGACGAAAACGACUUUCAUGCCCUUCGCGAGGCUCAGAUGAUGGUGGACACAUGUCAGGAUUUUGCUGACCACUUGAUAUUGGCCGAAUACCUGCCCCAUUGCUGUUCGGUGGCCUACAUCAAUAUACGCACCUUGGAGCAGGUCGCCUGGUGCGUGGAACUAAGUUGCGUUGGCUAUCGCAUCGUGGCCUAUGACUUUGAUAUGGUGGCCGAUGAUGUGGCCAAUUGUGACACCAUCUAUGAGACUGCUCAUCAAUUGCUGGCCGGGAUUAGUCCAUUGUAUGGUGAGAAAUAUGGCUUUGGACGAGAGCCUUUAAAGACCAGCAAGGAGUAGGGGCGUGGCAUGUGAAGAAUUUUUCUGCUAAUUGCUAAUUGCCGCCCCAAAAAGUGAUAAUUAAGCGUUUUGCAGGUAAAUGACUUGAUUGCAAUAAUAAAGCCAAAGGCAGGCUGGUGAGCUGGA